AUGGGCGAUCUCGUGUUUCGCACGCUUCGCAACCUGCACCUGCACCUCCUAGAGAACGUGCAGAUCGACGCGCAGCAGGCGAGCGUCGAGCGGCAGGUGCUGCGCCUCGACGACGAGAAGGCGCUGCUCGAGGCGGAGCGCGACCUGCUGCGCCGCGAGCACCUGCUGCUGCGAGCCGACGAGGAGGCGCUCGAGCGCGUCGAGGCGGAACUCCGCGCGGAGAAGCUUGCGCUCGAGGCGGACCGCGACCGCCUCAUGGCGCAAGGACAGUACCUCGCCGCUGCUGCCGCCGCCGCCGCGGCGGAAGCGAUGGGGGGAGCAAGAAGGGGAGCGGAAGUGAGCCCGGCGGGGGAGGUCUUGGCGGAAGCGGAAGACGAGAUUGCGCGGGGGUGCUCUUCGAGCGGGGAAGGAAGCGGCGGCUCAGGGUCUGGGGGGGGGAGGGGGAAGAGGGGGGAUUGCGCGGGGUGCGGGGAGUGCCUGUGCGCGGUAGAGGUGGUGGAGGCGGAAGGGCAGCUGGAGGCUUCCGCGUGUGUGGCGGGGACGCGGUGGAAGGGCUCCACUGCCGCUUGGGGAGGCUUGCGCGGAGAGCAUCUCCGCGCCACGGGGGCUUGUCCGCGCGCCCUUGCUGCGCACGAGAGUGUCUCUGUUUCCGCGCGAGAGAUCUGCGCGCCUGCUGAUUGCGCGCCCUCCGCUUCUAAUGCGCCUCUAGACGAAGCAGCUGUUGCGCCCGCGCGCAGCACCUCACUCGCAGCAACAAAAGGAGACGAAUGUGUUGGCGGGAAAUGGCGGCUGAAAUUCGAAGCGGCGGCAGCCAGAGCUGCUGACACGGCUGGCCUGGCUGAAAGCCUGCUGUUUGACAGGUCAGCACGGCCGGCUGCUGACGCGGCUGGCCCAAGUGGAAGCCUUCUGUUUGACAGGUCAGCACGACCGGUGGCGGCAGAAUCAAGCCGGUCAGCGGAGGAGAGGUGGUCAAGUGAGACGAGUGGUGCGGUUGGAGCAGCUGAAGAUGAAUCCAGGGGCAGCGGUGCAGAGGCUGCGGUGGCGUGUGGGCGUGCAGAGUUGCCAAGUGGGGCAGAGGGCGAGGUAACUAGUGGGACCCGUGCAGAUGCAGGCGAGCGGCAGGAAGAGGAGACGCGGCAGCUAGGGAGGCUGGUGCAGCGGGAGCAGGUGCAGCGGGAGCAGGUGCAGCGGGAACAGGUGCAGCAGGAACAGGUGCAGCCGGAACAGGUGCAGCGGGAACAGGUGCAGCGGGAACAGGCACCAGAAGCGUUGGCGUCGCAGCUAGGGAGGUUGGUGCAGCGGGAGCAGGUGGUGGUGGCGCUGAUUCAGAAGGCCAUCGCGCAGCACAAGGUGGUGCUGGCGCGCUGCGACAUGGCCUCCGUGCGCUACGAGACGCUCAUCGUGAGGCGCGACGCGGUUACCGCGCAGUACAACCUGGUGUUACGGCUGAAGAAGCAGAUGAUCGAGGAUAUGAAGCAGUUUAAGGCAGAAAGGGAGAGAACCGACGACUGGCGCGUGGGGGGGUUGGGGGCUCCGCUUUCUUUUGCUUCCACCGCUUCUCUUUCUCCUUCGCAUGUUGCUGCUGCCACGUCUACUCUGCCCGUCUCUCCUGCUGCUGCCACGUCUACACUGCCCGUCUCUCCUGCUGCUGCCACGUCUGCUGCCACGCCUGCUGCCACCUCCCCUACCUCCGGCCCUCUCACUGCUGCUUCCGACAUGCCUGCUAUCCCCAUGCCUGCCGACUCCGUGCCUGCUGACGUCAUGCCUGCUGACGUCAUGCCUGCUGACGUCAUUCCUGCUGACGCCAUGCCUGCUGACGCCGUGCCUGCUGAGGUCAUGCCUGCUGGCAACAUGCCAGCUGCCGACAUGCCAGCUGGCGACAUGCCAGCUGCCGACAUGCCAGCUGGCGACAUGCCUGCUGCCGUCAUGCCUGCUGAGGCCGUGCCUGUUGGCGAAAUGCCAUCACUUACGGAAUUUCGUCCGUCUCUUGUUGAUGGGGAGGGGAUGCAUGACAGGGAGGCAUGUGGGGAGGGCAGCAGUGGUGGAGAUGUUUGA
Closterium sp. NIES-65 is the source of this 2055-nucleotide messenger RNA. The record is from the annotation of a GenBank genome assembly. NCBI's taxonomy places the organism in Eukaryota, Viridiplantae, Streptophyta, Zygnematophyceae, Desmidiales, Closteriaceae.